Molecule: messenger RNA, 4041 nt
Organism: Mesoplodon densirostris (Blainville's beaked whale)
Lineage: Eukaryota; Metazoa; Chordata; Mammalia; Artiodactyla; Ziphiidae
Gene: EIF4B
Product: eukaryotic translation initiation factor 4B
Exons: 15
Coding region: 189-2039 (616 amino acids)
Molecular function (GO): RNA binding
Source: RefSeq, a predicted model, not a curated record
UCUUCCCGUCGGACGCCGCGCCACCUCCUCGCGCUGCUUUACGAACCUAGAGCAGCGCCGCCCCGCCUCCUGUGUCCCUCCUCGCCUCCCCGCCCCCUCCUAGUUUUGCGUCUCCUAGCCCGACGCGCUCGCUAUAAUCACGUGACUGCCUCAUCCGGGUCUUUUGCGUUCUCUUUCCCUCUCCCAACAUGGCGGCCUCAGCAAAAAAGAAGAAUAAGAAGGGGAAGACCAUCUCCCUAACAGACUUCCUGGCUGAGGAUGGAGGGACUGGUGGAGGAAGCACCUAUGUCCCCAAACCAGUCAGCUGGGCUGAUGAAACAGAUGACCUAGAAGGAGAUGUUUCAACCACUUGGCAUAGUAAUGAUGAUGAUGUGUAUAGGGCACCUCCAAUUGACCGUUCCAUCCUGCCCACUGCUCCACGGGCUGCUCGGGAACCCAAUAUUGACCGGAGCCGUCUUCCCAAAUCACCACCCUACACUGCUUUUCUAGGGAACCUGCCCUAUGAUGUGACAGAAGACUCCAUUAAGGAAUUCUUUAGAGGAUUAAAUAUCAGUGCAGUGCGUUUACCACGUGAACCCAGCAAUCCUGAGAGGUUGAAAGGUUUUGGUUAUGCUGAGUUUGAGGACCUGGAUUCCUUGUUCACUGCCCUGAGCCUCAAUGAAGAGUCUCUAGGUAACAGGAGAAUUCGAGUGGACGUUGCUGAUCAAGCACAGGAUAAAGACAGGGAUGAUCGUUCUUUUGGCCGAGAUAGAAAUCGGGAUUCUGACAAAACAGAUACAGACUGGAGGGCCCGUCCUGCUACAGACAGCUUUGAUGACUACCCACCUAGAAGAGGUGAUGAUAGCUUUGGAGACAAGUUUCGAGAUCGUUACGAUUCAGACCGAUAUCGUGAUGGGUAUCGGGACAGUUACCGUGAUGGCCCACGCCGGGACAUGGAUCGAUACGGGGGCCGAGAUCGCUAUGAUGACCGAGGCAGCAGAGACUAUGAUAGAGGCUACGAUUCCAGGAUAGGCAGUGGCAGAAGAGCAUUUGGUAGUGGGUACCGUAGGGAUGACGACUACAGAGGAGGUGGGGACCGCUAUGAAGACAGAUAUGAGAGACGAGAUGACCGGUCAUGGAGCUCCAGAGACGAUUACUCUCGGGAUGAUUAUAGGCGUGAUGAUAGAGGUCCCCCCCAAAGACCCAAACUGAACCUAAAGCCUCGGAGUACUCCUAAGGAAGAUGAUUCCUCUGCUAGCACAUCCCAGUCCAGUCGAGCAGCCUCUAUCUUUGGAGGGGCCAAGCCUGUUGACACAGCUGCUAGAGAACGAGAAGUAGAAGAGCGGCUACAGAAGGAACAGGAGAAACUGCAGCGUCAGUUGGAUGAGCCAAAACUAGAACGACGGCCUCGGGAGAGACACCCAAGCUGGCGAAGUGAAGAAACUCAGGAACGGGAACGAUCGAGGACAGGAAGUGAGUCAUCACAAUCGGGGACCUCAGCCACAUCUGGCAGAAGUAAGUCAGACCAGGAUUCACGAAGGAGAGAGAGUGAGAAGUCUCUAGAAAAUGAAACACCCAAUAAAGAGGAAGACUGUCAGUCUCCAACUUCUAAGCCUCCCAAACCUGAACAGCCUCUAAAGGUAAUGCCAGCCCCUCCACCAAAGGAGAAUGCUUGGGUGAAGCGAAGUUCUAACCCUCCUGCUCGAUCUCAGAGCUCAGACACAGAGCAGCAGUCCCCUACAAGUGGUGGAGGGAAAGUAGUUCCAGCUCAACCAUCUGAGGAAGGACCAGUAAGGAAAGAUGAAAAUAAAGUAGAUGGGGUGAGUGCCCCAAAAGGCCAAAGUGGAAAUUCCAGCCGUGGUCCAGGAGAUGGAGGGAACAAAGACCACUGGAAGGAGUCAGAUAGGAAAGAUGGCAAAAAGGAUCAAGACUCCAGAUCUGCACCUGAGCCAAAGAAAGCUGAAGAAAAUCCAGCCUCUAAGUUCAGCUCUGCAAGCAAGUAUGCUGCUCUUGCCGUUGAUGGUGAAGAUGAAAAUGAGGGAGAAGAUUACACCGAAUAGACCUGCAUUCUGUGCUUUCUCCUAGUCUCUCACCACCCUGGAACAUUCGAGAGCAAAUCAAACCUCUAUCCAGACAAGACAAAAUAAAACUCACCAUCUCCUGGAUACCUUUCUUAACUUUUUUUUUUUUUUUUAAAGAAACAAAAUGAAAUUCUUUUGCAUGCUGCUGCAGCCUUUAAAAUAUUGAACUAACUGGAGAAUCACCAAUGUAGCCAGAGAGAGACGUACAGCUUUUAAUGCUGUAAGUUUAAAGUUGUGGUGCAUUUGUAUGACGCGUGCAGUUGCCUGUGUGAUUAGUGCCUAGGGGCCUCCGUUUAGCAAGGUGGCAGUGACAGUGAUGCAGUGUCUGGAACCUGGUUGGGCAGCAGGCAGGUAUGAGGAAGAGUGUGAGGUUUCUGCCUUUAACUCUUACCCUGUUGGGGCAUACAUGAAUUAGCAAACAGUAUCUGAAUAAAUUCUCCGUUCUUGGCAAGGUAGGUUUAGUCUCUGAUGUUGUUUUAGUCUCCAGGAGGCUGCCAGCCCCACCUCUUACUUAACUCUGAGUUACUGGGGCCAGCCUAAGGGGGAGUUCCUUCAUUUGUGCCCCCCAGGGGGGUAGGUGGAAGUGAGUCUACAGGCCACUGAAGAAUAGGACUGUUUGGUGGCCAAAGUAAAUGGGGAAAUCGUGAUUUGAAAAGAAGCUUGGGGAUUUGAUGAAUUAUUUUGCACCAGUAACAGGGAAAAUGGUAUGACCUCCAGUAAACACAUAAUCAUUUACCUCCUGGAGCAGGAAGCACUUAGGGGUUGUGGGAAUUCCCAGGUCUUUUAUGUGUCCUGGUUUCACCCUUUCUUAAACACUAUCCCUUCUGAAAGUUCAAAUAUAUCCACAUUCUGUUGAAAUCUUGAAGCUUUAAAAAUUUAGACUCUUGCAUUGUCUUACGUUCAUGCUACUCUUUCCUGUUACCUUCCCACAGGCAGCUUCUGCUUAAGUCACAUACUUGACCUCCUAAGCAUUCUCUAGAGCCCCUGGGAGCUGUCCGGUGAGGAAGCAUCACUGCUUUUUCUCAAGCAGAUCUUGGCUCCUUCGUGUUUUGAUGCUCCUUCCCUCCAGCCAUUCGUGCUCCUGCUGCUUUGACCCCUUCUACACCUCAGAAAACUUUAGAAUUACCAGUCUUAGGUGGUGAGCGAGGGUGGUAAAAUUGGGAGCCUUUCUUACAACCUUGAUUGGGGUUUGAGGGGCUUUUUAAAAAACAAGUUUCCUUCUCUCCAAGUGAAAUCCCACACCAAUGUUUGGAUUUAUAAUGUGGCUUAGACCAAUGUGUGGUUUUUUUGGUUCUGUUUUUUUAGCAUCCCCUUGAGAGAAUAAAUGAUAAUGGAGAAGAACAUUUCACAAGGUCCUGGCUUCUCUUGCAACACAGUAGCUUUACUUGCCUGCUUUUAUGUGCACCUUGGUACUGUCAGCUCAACAGAUGGUGUCCUUACAGGCAAUAUUGGUACCUGCAGAGAAAAGACAUCUUGGUCUCCUCUCGCAUCAGUCCUAGGUUAGACCCUUUACAGCCAUGCAGGGGUGUUGGUUUAUGAGUGCUGCAGCAGUGAGCAUAAUGAAUCAUUUACCCAGUGGACAUAAAAGACAUACCAAGUGAAGUAACUUUAAAUAAUUGGCUUGGAGUGGGUAGUAGCUAGGAAGUGGCUUUUAGAGAUACCCAAGGUUGAGAGGGUAUUUUUUUUUAACCAUUUGCUAUAGAUGAUGAAAAAGUAGGGUUUGCCCUCUUCAUGUCUGCUUCCAAAUAGAUGUGUCCAAAAAAGCUGUUUUUUUCCCCCAUUCCUCUACCCUGCCACCCUGUUAAAACAAACAGGGAUUUAUGACCCGCUCCUCAAUACGUGUAAAAUUUGUACAAAAAUAUCUUCUAUGAAAAUGAUUUGUAAUCUGUAGACUUAAUACCUGGGAGAUGUCUUGAGAUGUAAAAUCCCAUCCUUUAGGUUGUGGGGUUUUUUGUUUUCUCCAAAUAAAUCUGAUCUUUAA